This is a messenger RNA of Salarias fasciatus (jewelled blenny), 1168 nucleotides long. Its product is annotated as myoblast determination protein 1 homolog. Lineage: Eukaryota; Metazoa; Chordata; Actinopteri; Blenniiformes; Blenniidae. Bases 197 to 1000 code for a protein of 267 amino acids. Gene Ontology annotation, molecular function: RNA polymerase II cis-regulatory region sequence-specific DNA binding; protein dimerization activity; GTPase activator activity. Gene Ontology annotation, biological process: regulation of transcription by RNA polymerase II; muscle organ development; positive regulation of myoblast differentiation. The transcript has 3 exons. The record is from RefSeq and is a predicted model, not a curated record.
UUUAAACACACAGCUCCACCUUUAGACCGUUUUAUUUUAAAUUAGUCAUGUCAGCUCACUUCAAUGAGACACUUUUCAGAGACACUGUUAUGUUUUAUCUCUGUCUUUAGGUCAAAUACUGGACUGUAUUUUUUUUAUUUCUUGCAUUUUCUGUAUUGAGAAGGACUUCUGAGGAGCGGUUCUCCUGCAGAAGCUGAUGGAUCUCUCAGACUUCCCCUUCCCUCUCUCCUCUGCUGAUGACCUCUAUGACCCCUGCUUCAGCACCAGCGACCUCAACUUUUUCGAUGACUUGGACGCGCGGCUAGUGCACGCGGGCCUGCUGAAGUCCGAGGAGCACCUCCACCAGCAAGCGGCCACCUCGGAGGAGGAGGAGGACCAGCAUGUGCGGGCCCCGGGGGGCCUCCACCAGGCCGGACACUGCCUGCUGUGGGCCUGCAAGGCCUGCAAGAGGAAGACGACGCACGCGGACCGCAGGAAAGCGGCCACCAUGCGCGAGCGCAGGCGGCUCAGCAAAGUCAACGACGCGUUCGAGACCCUGAAGCGGUGCACGGCCUCCAACCCCAACCAGCGGCUGCCCAAAGUGGAGAUCCUGCGCAACGCCAUCAGCUACAUCGAGUCCCUGCAGGCGCUGCUCAGGGUCGGCCGGGACGACGCCUUCUACCCGCCGCUGGACGCGCACUACAGCGCGGACUCCGAGGCCUCCAGCCCCCGGUCCAGCUGCUCCGACAGCGCAAUGGAUUUCAUCUCUCCCGGUUCAACCACAAGUGAAAACAGUGACGGUUCCUACUGUGGACAGACAGCAGAAGAUUGCAGCAGCAGUAAAACAUCGCUCAUUUCCAGCUUGGACUGUCUGUCCAGCAUAGUUGAGCGCAUCAGCACAGAGCCAGCGGCGCCCCCUGCAGGAGACAGCGUGGUCCCCCAGGGCCCCGAAUGUCUUCACAGCGGCCCUGCAGCCUCCAGUCCAGCUGCUGAACCGGACAGCGCCUCCGAGCCUCUGUGAACCCUGACCCUCUCCAGACUCAGUCACCUCCAUUUGUCCGGAGGCCUGAUGACAAGAACACUAAGAUUCCUGUUUUCUCCAGAGACUUAAAGAAACAAGGACUUGUAGUUUAUAUAUUUUAUAGCAUUUCUCUUACUUCUUGUGUUUGAAGAAAUUUUUUUUCUUGAA